Molecule: messenger RNA, 588 nt
Organism: Lachancea dasiensis
Lineage: Eukaryota; Fungi; Ascomycota; Saccharomycetes; Saccharomycetales; Saccharomycetaceae
Source: the annotation of a GenBank genome assembly
AUGUUAAAAUUUCAAAGGAAGACUGCUGCUGCCCCACCUUGGGAUGCUCCAAGGCUUAUUACAAAAAUCUUUGAGCAGUCUGUCCAGACGGGGAAUAUUCUUCUAACGAUUACCAUCAUCUUGCUGUUUCAAACAACGUUUCAUGUCACUACUACAGUGGUAGUCAAAGACGCCCUAGCCGAGUUCGUCAACGUAUUGCACAAAUAUGAGUUAUUUGAGAUAGCUGCUGAUCUUCUCAAAUAUUGUCCGUGGGAUGACAUUUUAGGAAUGGGCUCUGGGCAGAGUGUUAUAAGAAUGUUUUGUGAGAACUGCAAAAAACUGUUAGUCAAUGAAAAGUCCAAAGAAAUGUUCACUGAGGAAUGGCAGCAGACCGGAAAUUCUGAAACAAUGCAACGGUUCGGAUAUUGGUACUGCGAUAAAUGCCUUAAGCGAAACACCCUCUGUAUACUUUGCGAGCAACCAAUGAAAAAAUUAACGCUAUGUGUCUUGAACUGUGGCCACGUAGGCCAUGUUGAAUGCUUGCAAAAGUGGUUCAUGCACGAGGAAAUGAGCACCUGUCCAAGCGGGUGUGCGGGAACCCUUAUAUAG